Mastomys coucha (southern multimammate mouse) is the source of this 2772-nucleotide messenger RNA. It is a transcript of the gene Shmt1, whose product is annotated as serine hydroxymethyltransferase 1. The transcript has 12 exons. Gene Ontology annotation, cellular component: cytosol; cytoplasm; nucleus. Gene Ontology annotation, molecular function: zinc ion binding; protein homodimerization activity; pyridoxal phosphate binding. The record is from RefSeq and is a predicted model, not a curated record. NCBI's taxonomy places the organism in Eukaryota, Metazoa, Chordata, Mammalia, Rodentia, Muridae. Bases 380 to 1816 code for a protein of 478 amino acids. Gene Ontology annotation, biological process: folic acid metabolic process; purine nucleobase biosynthetic process; tetrahydrofolate interconversion.
UAGUGGAGCUCCGGCCUCUGCGCGCCAAGUUUGGGUUUCCCCCGGACGUGGUGUGUCACGUGGUGGGGAGGCUGGUUCCCAGAGCACGUGCUGGGCUGUUAGGACAGCCCGCUGCGGGGUUCCGGCUGGUGUUGUUGCUCUGGUCGCUUUCCGCGGGCUCUUCAGGAACUCGGCGAUCCACCUGCCUCUCUGCCUCCCCAGUGCUGGGAUUAAAGGCGUCCACCAUCACAACGAGUUUAGUCCCUUUCUUAAAAACCAGAGGAACAAGCGUUUAAGGCCAGCUCCCGCUACCAAGUGUACUGGAGGCCACCCUGCAUCAAGGGUUAAGACCUUCUCACAAAAUCCACGCUCUAAUACAAGGCUACUCUGAGCCCGUGCCAUGGCAGACAGAGAUGCCACCCUCUGGGCUUCUCAUGAGAAGAUGUUGACACAGCCCCUCAAGGACAGCGAUGCCGAGGUUUACAGCAUCAUUAAAAAGGAGAGCUAUCGGCAGAGGGUCGGAUUGGAGCUGAUUGCUUCGGAGAAUUUUGCCAGCAGAGCUGUGUUGGAGGCCCUAGGAUCUUGCUUAAAUAACAAAUACUCUGAGGGGUAUCCAGGCCAAAGGUAUUAUGGUGGGACUGAGUUCAUCGAUGAGCUGGAGACGCUGUGUCAGAAGCGUGCAUUACAGACCUACCAUCUGGAUCCUCAGUACUGGGGGGUCAAUGUCCAGCCUUAUUCAGGCUCCCCUGCAAACUUUGCUGUAUAUACUGCCCUGGUAGAGCCCCAUGGCCGAAUCAUGGGCUUGGACCUGCCAGAUGGUGGCCAUCUGACUCAUGGCUUCAUGACAGACAAGAAGAAAAUCUCUGCCACCUCUAUCUUCUUUGAGUCCAUGCCUUAUAAGGUGUUCCCAGACACUGGGUACAUCAACUAUGACCAGCUGGAGGAGAAUGCCAGCCUCUUCCACCCGAAGCUGAUCAUCGCAGGGACCAGCUGCUACUCCCGGAACCUGGACUAUGCACGGCUGCGGAAGAUUGCGGAUGACAAUGGGGCAUACCUCAUGGCAGACAUGGCACAUAUCAGUGGGCUCGUGGCAGCUGGUGUGGUGCCUUCCCCCUUUGAACACUGCCAUGUAGUGACCACUACAACCCACAAGACCCUGAGAGGCUGCCGUGCUGGUAUGAUAUUCUACAGAAAGGGCGUUCGCAGUGUGGAUCCCAAGACUGGCAAAGAGACUUACUAUGAACUGGAGUCCCUCAUCAACUCUGCCGUGUUCCCAGGCCUACAGGGGGGUCCUCACAACCAUGCCAUUGCUGGUGUUGCUGUCGCCCUGAAGCAAGCCAUGACUACAGAAUUCAAAAUCUACCAGCUCCAGGUGUUGGCCAACUGCAAGGCUCUGUCUAAUGCACUCACAGAGCUAGGCUACAAAAUAGUCACAGGUGGCUCUGAUAAUCAUUUGAUCCUAAUGGAUCUGCGUCCUAAGGGUACUGAUGGCGGAAGGGCUGAGAAGGUACUAGAAGCCUGUUCUAUCGCCUGCAACAAGAAUACCUGCCCAGGCGACAAGAGCGCAUUACGGCCCAGUGGACUUCGCCUGGGGACUCCAGCAUUGACAUCCCGAGGACUUUUGGAAGAAGACUUCCAAAAAGUAGCACAGUUUAUCCAUAGAGGGAUAGAAUUGACUCUGGAGAUUCAGAGCCACAUGGCCCCGAAGGCCACACUCAAAGAGUUCAAGGAAAAGCUGGCAGGGGAUGAGAUGAUCCAGAGUGCUGUGGCAACUCUCCGGGAAGAAGUGGAGAAUUUUGCUUCCAACUUUUCACUACCUGGCCUUCCAGAAUUCUGACAGAGCAUAGCCUUUGUUUGCCAAGAGGGUAGGAUUGUUCCAGGACCCUCUCUGUGAAUCCUGUGCCCUCUUGAGGCUGUGAAGUGGACCACUGAGCUGCACCAUGCCUUGGUGGGUGUUUCUGUUUACCUGUUUUUAAAUAUUUUGAGAACAGGUUAUUAAGACUUUACAUUUGAAACGUUAUGUAGUCAUUUGACCGCCUCACUCAUGCAUAUGGGGCAAAGCUAUUAAAGACUCCAGAACUGUCCUUUCUGCUUAUUCAGUGUGUCCAGUGGCAGGUAAGCCAAUGUUCAGCUUCACCCUGUGUUUCCCAUUCUUCCUCUUCUUCCUCUUCUGUUGCCCAGAGUUUUCUGCCCAGUUUGAGGCAAGAAGUUAGUGUUAGGGAGACUCUCAACCACAUGGUGACUCAGACCCAUCUGUAACUCUGCUUCCAGAGAAUCAACCCCCUCCUUCUGGGUUCUGAGGACACAGGUACACACGAAGCACAGGCAUACAUGCAGCCAAAAUGGCGAUAGAAAAUUUUGUUUUAAAGAAAAAAAUUACUGUCAGCAGCUUGAAAUGUAAUAGAAGGGUUAGGGGUGUCACUUAAGAGAUAAUACCAUAUUCCAUACGUGUGCCCUGGGUUCAUGCCUAGGACACAAAUACAAAAAAAUCUUGUACAACUGGCUGUCUCCAUCGGUGUAUGAAUCCCUUCCUGGUUUAAGAAUCAGCAGAGGCUUUAUAUUCCACCUGAGAUAAGCAGCUCCUUCCUACAAUUAGGAACCCAAAUGCCACCUUCUGAAAGAGUCUUUAUUUUUACAUUGCUGAAUUGCAAACCAUCCAUUGCAAACUUUUUAAUAUGGAGAAUCAAAUUUUUACCCACAGAAUGUCUACAAGAAUUAUAUCUUUAAAAAAUACAACCUGUUUUUAUAUUUUAAAAAUAUCUGAACUCAAAUAAAUUAAUAUCUUAAAAAGUA